Lemur catta (Ring-tailed lemur) is the source of this 1302-nucleotide messenger RNA. RefSeq names its product pseudouridine-5'-phosphatase-like. Lineage: Eukaryota; Metazoa; Chordata; Mammalia; Primates; Lemuridae. The record is from RefSeq and is a predicted model, not a curated record. Gene Ontology annotation, molecular function: phosphatase activity. The transcript is spliced from 2 exons.
GGGUGUCCCGGGUUCCAGGGUUACAGACCCCCUGGGAGGCAGAAGAAGUGAAGAGCACCCCCCCACCUGCCACCCUCCUGCGUGUCACCCAGGGCCGGGGCACCGGCACUAGGUUUUGUUCCCCAGGCCCCAGUGCUAUGGGAAGAAGAGGUUUUAAGUGAGAAAAAAGAGCCCUCAGUCCAAUAAAAAAAACUUCAGAAAAAUGCUGAUUUUAAACAGGGGUGUGUCCGCUCGCGUGUUACAUUUUGGAGUCACCACGGGGCUCCUGAGAGCCUUUGUGUCGCUGCUGGGAGCUGAGACGUCACAGGGGCGUGUGGGGUCCGGCGCAUCCCCGACACGCAGCAAAUACUCAUGUGGGACUUUCAGACCCGCCUUGGAGAACUUCCUCUGUGCCACUGCAGUUUGGAAGUUGCCUUCCCGUCUACUCUUGUCGCCUCUGCUGCCUGCACCAUGUCGCCUCAGCAGCACUGCCGGUGGCCCGCGACUCUCGGAGGGCUCAGAGCCUUCUGGGGUCAAACAGCCAAUCUAGGAAGGGCCAGCGUGGCGCUCCCGGGCCCCUUCUGGCAGGUGCUGGCCCAGGUGGCUGGCGACAAGUGGAGGUGCCACCAGGCACCUGAUUCCUCCUCCUCUCGGGCCCUGCGCCUGUAUGAACCCAGGUCGGAACAAGACCCCGGGGUCGGGGGCGGCGAAGGCCAGCUCCGGGCGGCGACUAAAGGACGGUGUUUAGACCGAGAAGGCGGCACCAUGCUGCGCCCCGUCACCCGCCUCCUCUGUGACACGCACGGCCUUCUUCUGGGUACUGCACGGCUGUGUUCAGUGGUGUUUCGAGAAACAUGUGGCCGCUCUGGGAGGAAUCACACCUGGGACGUGCAGUCCCUGGCCAGGGGUAAGAAGGCGGGCUGAAAACUCGUCCGCCACCUGCGGAAACACAACAUACCCUCUGCCGCCGCCGCCAGCUCCGGGUCUGCGUCACUCGAGAUGAAGACAAGCAGGAACAAGGAAUUCUUUGGUUUGUUUCGUCACCUCGUUUUGGGAGACGACCUGGGAGUGAAGAGCGGGAAGCCGGAGCCCGACAUAUUCCUGGCUUGUGCCAAGAGGUUGUCCCCGCCUCCUCCCGUGGAGCAGGGCCUUGUCUUUGAAGAUGCUCCCAACGGGCUGCAGGCGGCCCUGGCAGCCGGGAUGCAGGCGGUCACGGCUCCAGACGGACCCCUGAGCCGCGACCUGACGGCAAAGUCCACGCCGGUGCUGGAUUCCCUGCAGGACUUCCGGCCCGAGCUGUUUGGGCUGCCCCCCUACGGGUGA